This is a messenger RNA of Solanum pennellii, 917 nucleotides long. RefSeq lists its product as uncharacterized. The record is from RefSeq and is a predicted model, not a curated record. Gene Ontology annotation, biological process: mitochondrial respirasome assembly. NCBI's taxonomy places the organism in Eukaryota, Viridiplantae, Streptophyta, Magnoliopsida, Solanales, Solanaceae. The coding region runs from base 267 to 650 and encodes 127 amino acids. The transcript is spliced from 4 exons.
GAUAACACGUGCCCCAUCAGCCUCCAAAAAAAGAAGAAAAAAAAAUUCAACCCCUGCAAAAAGAAAUAAAAUUAUUAGCCAAAGUAGAAGAACCAAACAUUGUUGUAUUCUCCAUCUAUCUAAUCAUAUACAUUUAUAUAAAAUCUAGAUCUACAAUCAUUAUUUUCCUAAUUUCAUAUUAAUUCUUACCGUCGUCGGAUUUCAUCAAAACCCUAAAAAAAUUUACUCAACUUGUGAUUUAACAUUUGUUUACUAUUUUGUUCAUUAUGAGACAGAGGAAGAAAUCAAAUUCCGAUGUUCAACAGGAAGACCAACAUCAGAAUGGUCACUUAUCAAAGUUCAGACAGCUUUUCGAUCCCGAAGCUUCUUGGGAUAAGGAUCAAUUGGGUGAUGUAUUGCAUUGGACUAGACAAUUGAUGGCUGUUGUUUGUGGAUUAAUAUGGGGUGCCAUUCCUUUGGUUGGUGGGGUCUGGUUUAUGCUGUUCCUUGCACUUUCAACUGGUAUUAUCUACUGUUAUUAUGCGCUGGUGCUAAAAGUUGAUGAAGAAGAAUUUGGUGGGCAUGGAGCUCUCCUCCAGGAAGGGCUGUUUGCUUCUAUGACACUCUUUCUGCUUUCUUGGACCGUAGUCUACAGUUUGGCUCACUUCUGAUAUGGGCUUCUCAACUUGACUGAACUUCCAGUCACUUUUUCAAGUCAGAACUCAUAUUUUGGUAGAUGGUUCCAGGUGUUAUUUUUGUUGUUGGGAUGGAACUCCCAAAAAGACAACACUGGCUGAUAAAAAGGCCAAUUUUCGACUGUGCAAUAUUAUCUUCAGUGUAAUCUGAAACAUGGUAGCUUUCCUUUUCGAACAUAGUUUAAAAUGUAUUUGUUCAAACAUUCUUUCCUCGUUAGUGCAGAUCAUGCUUUGACCCAAUAA